Molecule: messenger RNA, 393 nt
Organism: Trichomonas vaginalis G3
Lineage: Eukaryota; Parabasalia; Trichomonadida; Trichomonadidae
Exons: 1
Coding region: 1-393 (130 amino acids)
Source: RefSeq, a predicted model, not a curated record
AUGGAAAGUGAUUCUCAAGAAGGAGUUUAUAAAUAUGACUUGUUUUCUUGCUUCGAAGAUAUUCCUUUAUGUCUUUUUGCAGUUUUUUGUCCUCCUUGCGCUGCUGCUUCAAACAAAGAAGCAUUAUCGGGGGGAGGAUGCUGGUGCCCAUCAAUUGGUUUUAUCCCAGAAAUAUAUUGGACACGCCAGAUAGUUAAAACUCGAAAACAUAUGGUUAGAGAUGAAGUAGGCGACUGCGUUUUAACUAUUUUUUGCCUCCCAUGCGUAUUAGUUCAGGAUGGGAGAGAAAUAAAAUCCGGAAGUUGUCCACAAAAUCCAUCCGAGUACUAUUUAAAUACAUUCGAUCAAGUUCCAUUGAUGCAAGAAUCCAGAAAUAAGAAAUACCUUGCAUAA